GAAUAAGUGACAAUUUGAUACCACGGAAAUAAAUCUAUAAUUUGUUCGAACCGGAAGAGCACGAAAAUCUGACAGGUGGUUCAUAAAAAUUAUGCUUUGUUUAUUUUCCUUUGUAUGGCAACAGGUUGAUAGUGGUGUAGAAAUUGCAUUUAUAAGUAAUCAAUAGUUGAGGUAUGUAAAUGGAGUAUGAUUAUUUGAUAAAGUUUUUAGCCUUGGGCGACUCUGGAGUUGGGAAAACAAGCUUUUUAUACCAAUAUACAGAUGGAAUUUUUAAUUCUAGAUUUAUAUCAACUGUCGGAAUCGACUUUCGAGAAAAGAGAUUAGUUUAUCAAUCUAAAGGGAGAAAUAGCAGAAUUCAUCUGCAACUAUGGGAUACUGCUGGACAAGAGAGAUUCCGCAGUUUAACAACAGCUUUUUAUCGUGAUGCAAUGGGUUUUUUACUGCUAUUUGAUCUAACUAAUGAGCAGUCAUUUCUAGAAAUUAUUAACUGGAUUGAGCAAUUAAGGCUUCAUGCCUAUUGUGAUACACCCGACGUAGUUAUUUGUGGAAACAAGGCUGAUUUGGAUGAAAAACGUGUGGUUACUGAAUGGAGGGCUAAAGAUCUCUGUGAAAAAUAUGGAUAUCCAUACUUGGAGACAAGUGCAUUUACCGGACAGAAUGUGAGCAGAGCCGUCGAGGUUCUGUUGGAGAACGUAAUGACUCGAAUGGAAACGGCUGUUGAUAGAGCCUUGUUGCCCGGUCGCCGAGGCAGGCCUAGAGAUUCCACCGACGUGGACAUGGAUUAUAAUACCCAACAGAGUUGUUCAUGCUAACCAACCAAUGUCAUUCCAAAAGAACAAUCAAAUCAGUACAAUUAUAUCCUUAUCACAUGCAAGAUUUUUAUGAAUGUACUUGUUUGGAACUUUGUUGCUGUAAUUGUUAAUUGUACUGUUAUUCUUAAUGAAUCAUUAUCAUGAAUGAUGUGUUCCCUCAAAUAAAAAGUUAUUUUCAUGGAGAUAUUAAAAUUUAUCUAAUUUUAGUCAUAUCAAUAGAUAUAUAGGUGUUUAAAAUUUUGAGUGUAUUGUUUAUAUAAAUCAAAAUUGUUAUGUGUUAAAGUCAAUAAAUAUUUUACUACCCGAAACAGCCUAAAAUCGUUAUCGAAAACUUCUGUUAAAGCUGAAGGCCUAGCAUUUUUAUUGUUGCGUGACUUAAUAAACUAUUUUCAUUACUA
Messenger RNA from Aethina tumida (small hive beetle), 1210 nucleotides. It is a transcript of the gene Rab27, whose product is annotated as ras-related protein Rab-27A. Lineage: Eukaryota; Metazoa; Arthropoda; Insecta; Coleoptera; Nitidulidae. The transcript has 6 exons. Gene Ontology annotation, cellular component: secretory granule; melanosome. The coding region runs from base 180 to 812 and encodes 210 amino acids. The record is from RefSeq and is a predicted model, not a curated record. Gene Ontology annotation, molecular function: GTP binding; GTPase activity. Gene Ontology annotation, biological process: positive regulation of exocytosis; melanosome transport.